Molecule: messenger RNA, 8377 nt
Organism: Carlito syrichta (Philippine tarsier)
Lineage: Eukaryota; Metazoa; Chordata; Mammalia; Primates; Tarsiidae
Product: vacuolar protein sorting-associated protein 13A
Exons: 60
Biological process (GO): protein retention in Golgi apparatus; autophagy; protein targeting to vacuole
Cellular component (GO): extrinsic component of membrane
Source: RefSeq, a predicted model, not a curated record
GAGGCGCGGGGAGAAGCAGCGCUGGGGACGGCCGCCCUGUCCCCCGCAGCUGAGGACAAUGUUCGAGUCGGUGGUCGUGGACGUGCUGAACCGGUUCUUGGGGGACUACGUGGUGAACCUGGACACGUCCCAGCUCUCUCUGGGGAUCUGGCAAGGAGCUGUGGCCCUCAAGAAUCUUCAGAUUAAGGAAAAUGCCCUGAGUCAACUGGAUGUACCAUUUAAAGUUAAAGUUGGUCAUAUAGGUAAUCUUAAGCUUAUAAUUCCCUGGAAAAACCUUUAUACUCAGCCAGUUGAAGCUGUAUUGGAAGAAAUUUAUUUACUCAUAGUGCCUUCUUCUAGAAUAAAAUAUGAUCCUUUAAAAGAAGAAAAGCAACUCAUGGAAGGAAAGCAACAAGAGCUAAAUAGAAUAGAAGCAGCAAAACAAAAAGUAAUUGAUCAAGAACAACCUCAACUGGAGAAACAGGACACUUUUGCAGAAAAAUUAGUUACUCAGAUCAUAAAAAAUCUUCAAGUGAAAAUUUCCAGCAUCCAUGUUCGUUAUGAAGAUGAUAUCACAAAUCGAGAUAAACCACUGUCAUUUGGUAUUUCUCUUCAAAAUCUCAGCAUGCAGACAACUGAUCAAUACUGGGUGCCAUGUCUUCAUGAUGAAACUGAGAAACUAGUUCGUAAGUUAAUCCAACUGGAUAACCUUUUUGCCUAUUGGAAUGUAAAGUCUCAGAUGUUUUGUCUUAAUGGUUAUGACGAAUCAUUGGAUGACUUGAGGAAUGGCAUUGUUAAUGAAAAUAUUGUUCCAGAAUGUUAUGAUUUUGUAUUUCGCCCCAUAUCUGCUAAUGCCAAACUUCAGAUGAAUCGCCGAUCAGAUUUUGACUUUUCUGACCCCAAAAUAAACCUGGAUGUUGAGUUACAUAACAUAGCAAUUGAAUUUAAUAAACCACAGUAUUUCAGUGUCAUGGAGCUUCUUGAGUCAGUUGAUAUGAUGAAGCAAAAUCUGCCUUAUAGGAAAUUCAAGCCUGAUGUACCUGUUCACUUUCAUGCCCAGGAAUGGUGGGCUUAUGCUAUACAUGGUAUUCUUGAAGUAAAUGUUUGCCCCAACUUACGGAUGUGGUCAUGGAAGCAUAUUAGAGAACAUAGGCAAAAAGUGAAGCAAUAUAAAGAACUGUAUAAAAAAAAAUUAACGAGUAAGAAGCCACCUGGUGAAAUUCUCGUGUCUUUGGAGGAGUUGGAAAAAACCCUGGAUGUCUUUAAUAUAACUAUAGCUAGACAACAGGCAGAAGUUGAGGUAAAGAAAGCUGGAUACAGGAUUUUCAAAGAAGGGAUAAAAGAUCCAGAGGAUAAUAAAGGAUGGUUUAGCUGGUUGUGGUCUUGGUCAGCACAGCAUACUGAUGAACAACAACCAGAUGUUAAACCUGGAAUUCUUGAAGAAAUGUUGACUCCUGAAGAAAAAGCUUUACUCUAUGAAGCAAUUGGCUAUAGUGAAACAGCAGUUGAUCCAACUUUGCCAAAAACAUUUGAAGCCAUGAAGUUUUUUGUUCACUUGAAAAGUAUGUCUGUUGUUCUAAGAGAAAAUCAUCAAAAACCAGAACUGUUAGAUAUUGUCAUAGAAGAAUUUAGCACUUCGAUUGUGCAAAGACCAGGAGCACAAGCAAUAAAGUUUGAAACCAAAAUAGGUUCAUUUCAUGUUACUGGCUUACCAGAUGAUUCAGAAAAGCCUCGCCUUCUGUCUUCAUUGGAUGAAGCUAUGUCACUCUUUCAAAUUACAUUUGAGACAAAUCCAUUAGAUGAAACUGUUGCUCAAAGGUGUAUCAUAGAAGCUGAACCUUUAGAAAUUAUAUAUGAUGCAAGGACAGUGAAUAGUAUAGUGGAAUUCUUCAGACCUCCAAGAGAUGUGCAUCUAGCACAGCUCACUUCAGCAACUUUAACAAAACUUGAAGAAUUUCGUGAUAAGACAGCAACAGGUCUACUGUAUAUUAUUGAAACACAGAAAGUUCUUGAUCUCAAAAUUAAUUUGAAGGCUUCAUAUAUUAUAAUCCCACAAGAUGGAAUUUUUGGCCCUACAUCAAAUCUGCUUCUUUUGGAUCUUGGUCAUCUAAAGGUAACAAGUAAAAGUCGUUCAGAAUUACCAGAUGUUAAACAAGGAGAGGCCAAUCUUGAAGAAAUAAUGGAUAGAGCUUAUGAUUCCUUUGAUAUUCAUCUUAGAAGCAUACAGCUGCUUUAUAGCAGAGUUGGUGAUAAUUGGAAGGAAGCGCGAAAACUCAAUGUAUCCACACAGCAUAUUUUGGUACCCAUGCACUUGAAUUUGGAACUUUCUAAGGCCAUGGUUUUCAUGGAUUUAAGGAUGCCCAAGUUCAAGAUUUUUGGAAGGUUGCCUCUUAUUUCUUUACGAAUCUCAGAUAAAAAACUGCAAGGGAUUAUGGAACUGGUUGAAAGCAUUCCAAAACCUGAACCUGUAACGGAAGUAUCUGCCCCUGUCAAAUCAUUUCAGAUUCAAGCAUCUUCUUCUUUGGGAACAGCACAGAUUUCACAGAAAGUAAUCCCUCUCUUGGAUCUUCCCUCAGUUUCUGAAGAUGACUCAGAGGAAGAAUUUUUUGAUGCACCAUGUAGUCCCUUGGAAGAGUCUCUUCAGUUUCCAACAAGAAUUAAAAGUACUCGACACAAAAAGUUACAAAAGCAGGAUUUUUCAGUAAAUGUGACUAUGUGUAAAAUACAAUUUGAAGUACCAGAGGUUUUGAUUCAAUUUUAUCACCUUGUUGGAGAUUGUGAACUACCUGUGGUAGAAAUUGAUGUUUUAGGAUUGGGCACCGGAAUUGAGUUUAGAACAUAUGAUUUGAAAGCAAAUGCCUUUUUGAAAGAGUUCUGCUUAAAAUGCCCAGAAUAUUUCGAUGAAAAUGAGAAACCAGUUUAUUUGGUUACAACACUGGAUAACACAAUGGAAGAUCUGUUAUUACUGGAAUACAUGAAGGUUGAAAACAAUGUCCCCAACUUGAACAGUACUUAUAACAAUGUUUUACAACUGAUUAAGGUGAAUUUUUCCUCUUUGGAUAUUCAUUUACACACUGAAGCACUUCUGAAUACAAUCCGUUAUCUUAAUAAUAUUCUUCCACAAUCAGAGGAUAAAUCAGCCUCAGUGAACAUUACAGAAACUGAAGAUAAAGGAGAUGUCAUUAAAAAAAUUGCUUCAAAACUAUCCACAGAUGAAGAUGUUAUUACUUUGCAGAUUUUAGCAGAAUUAUCAUGCUUGCAGAUCUUUAUUCAAGAUCAGACACGUAGCAUUUCUGAAAUUAAGAUCGAAGGGCUUGAUUCGGAGAUGAUUAUGAAGCCUUCAGUAACUGAAAUAAAUGCAAAGCUAAGGAAUAUAAUUGUUUUGGAUUCUGAUAUAACAGCUAUGUACAAAAAGGCUGUCUAUAUCACUGGAAAAGAAGUUUUCAGCUUCAAAAUGGUUUCUUAUGUGAAUGCAACUGCUGGCUCUGCAUACACAGAUAUGAAUGUGGUUGACAUUCAGAUUAAUUUAACAGUUGGCUGCAUUGAAGUAGUGUUUGUCACAAAAUUUCUGUAUUCUAUAUUGGCUUUUAUAGAUAAUUUUCAAGCCGCUAAACAAGCCUUGGCUGAGGCAACUGUUCAGGCAGCAGGAAUGGCUGCUACUGGUGUAAAAGAACUGGCACAAAGAAGUUCCAGGAUGGCAUUGGAUGUUAAUAUCAAAGCCCCAGUUGUGGUCAUCCCACAGUCUCCAGUUUCUGAAAAUGUUUUUGUUGCUGAUUUUGGACUAAUUACAAUGACGAAUAUAUUCCAUAUGAUAGCAGAGAGCCAGAGCAACCCCCCACCUGUUAUUGAUUUGAUAACUGUAAAGCUGAGUGAAAUGCGACUAUAUAGAUCUCAAUUUAUAAAUGGUACAUACCAGGAAAUACUGGAUCUGCUACUACCAUUAAAUCUUGAAGUGGUAAUUGAGCGAAACUUAUCCUGGGAGUGGUACCAAGAAGUUCCUUGUUUUAAUGUAAAUGCUCAGCUAAAACCUAUGGAGUUCAUUCUUAGUCAAGAAGAUAUAACAACUAUUUUUAAAACAUUGCAUGGCAACAUACAGGAAGUACAAGAUGGUGAUGCCUCAUCUGCUGUAACAAAAGACCAAAGUAGUGUUACUAGUGGAGUUACUAAUGUUUCACACCAUUCAGGAGGAGCAACUGUGGUGACAUCUGCUGUGGUAGAAGUACAUUCACGUGCCUCACAAGUUAAGACAACACUAAAUAUGAGUUUCAGAACUGAUUAUCUCACCAUGGUACUGUAUAGUCCAGGUCCUGAACAAGCUUCCUUUACAAAUGUUCGUGACCCUUCUCUGAAACUUGCUGAAUUUAAAUUGGAGAAUAUUAUAAGUACUUCAAAAAUGUAUACAGAUGACUCAGCGUUUUCUUCCUUCUCAUUAAAAAACUGCAUUUUAGAUGAUAAAAGGCCUCAUAUCAAGAAAGCAACUCCUAGAAUGAUAGGACUGACAGUUGGGUUUGACAAAAAAGAUAUGAUGGAUAUAAAGUUCAGGAGUGUUCGAGACGGUUCUGUGACUGAUGCAGUCUUUCAAGAAAUGUAUAUUUGUGCAAGUGUAGAAUUUCUGCUGACAGUUGCAAAUGUCUUUCUUAAGGCAUACACUACAGGGACUGCUGUGGAAACAAGUGUUCAAACAUGGACUGCUAAGGAAGAAGUACCUGUACAGGUAUCAAAGAGGUGGGAAGUGAAUAUUAUUAUUAAAAAUCCUGAAAUUGUGUUUGUGGCUGACAUGACAAAAAAUGAUGCUCCUGCCUUAGUCCUUACAAUGCAAUGUGAAGUUUGCUGUAAAGGUGACCUUAACAACAGUACAAUGACUGCUGCCAUUAAAGAUCUCCAAGUAAGAGCCUGCCCAUUUCUUCCAGUCAAGAGAAAAGGCAAAAUCACUACUGUUUUACAGCCCUGUGACUUGUUUUAUCAGGCUACUACGAUAGGUACAGAUCCACAAGUGAUUGAUGUAUCAGUAAAAUCCCUGACAGUAAAGGUUUCACCAGUUAUUAUAAAUACCUCAAUUACCAUAACUGCAGCACUUUUUACAACUAAGGAAACCACCCCAAAAGAAACUACUUCUUCUGCAGCACAUUUAUGGGAGAAGAAGGAUACAAAGAAUUUAAAAAUGUGGUUCCUUGAAGAAUCAAAUGAAACUGAAAAAAUAGCUUCCACAAAUGAAGUUGUACCCAAAGGAGAGAUGAUAAAAAUGAACAUUGAUUCUAUUUUUAUAGUUCUUGAAGCUGGAGUUGGUCAUAGAACAGUGCCUAUGCUUUUGGCAAAGUCAAGUUUUUCAGGGGAAGGCAAAAACUGGAGUUCCCUAAUAAAUCUACACUGUCAGCUUGAGCUAGAAGUGCAUUAUUAUAAUGAAAUGUUUGGUGUAUGGGAGCCUUUGCUUGAACCCUUAGAAAUUGAUCAGACUGAGGAUUUUAGACCAUGGAAUCUUGGAAUCAAGAUGAAAAAGAAAGCAAAAAAGGCCAUUCUUGCAUCAGACACUGAAGAAGAAAACUACAAAGUGCCAGAAUAUAAAACUAUCAUCAGUUUCUAUUCAAAGGACCAGUUAAAUAUUACAUUAUCCAAAUGUGGUCUUAUAAUGUUAAAUAAUUUGGUCCAGGCAUUUACAGAAGCUGCCACUGGAUCUUCUCCUGUCUUCAUAAGAGAUUUAGCACCAUUUAUGAUUUUAAAUUCUCUUGGACUUACUAUCUCUGUUUCGCCAAGUGAUUCUUUUAGUGUACUCAACGUUCCUAUGGCAAAAUCCUAUAUAUUGAAAAAUGAAGAGAGUUUAAAUAUGGAUUAUGUCCGAACUAAGGACAAUGAUCACUUCAGUGCAAUGACCAGCCUAAGCAGUAAACUCUUCUUCAUUCUUCUUACACCCGUUAACCAUUCUACUGCUGAUAAGAUUCCUUUAACAAAAGUGGGACGACGUCUCUACUGUGUAAGACAUAGAGAGUCUGGAGUUGAAAGAUCUAUUGUUUGUCAAAUUGAUACAGUAGAAGGAAGUAAGAAGGUAACAAUUCGCUCCCCAAUGCAGAUUAGAAACCAUUUUUCAGUCCCACUCUCUGUUUAUGAAGGGAAUACCUUACUGGGAAGUGCUUCACCAGAAAAUGAAUUCAAUAUACCAUUAGCAUCUUACCGAUCAUUCCUUUUUCUGAAACCAGAAGACAAUGACUAUCAAAUGUGUAAAGGAAUUGACUUUGAAGAAAUUACAAAAAAUAAUGGAGCUCUUCUAAAGAGGAAAUGUAAAUCUGUAAAUCUUUCUAAGAAACCAUUUCUCAUUAAUAUUGUCCCAGAAAAAGAUAAUUUGACAUCUCUAUCAGUGUAUUCAGAAGAUGGUUGGGAUUUACCAUACAUAAUGCAUUUGUGGCCACCUAUCCUACUCCGAAAUCUUCUCCCUUACAAAAUUGCUUAUUAUAUAGAGGGAAUUGAAAACUCAGUUUUUACUCUACGUGAAGGACAUUCAGCCCAGAUUGGUACUGUACAGUUGGAGAAAGCCAAGCUACGUUUAAAAUUACUUGACUAUCUUAAUCAUGACUGGAAAAGUGAAUAUCAUAUAAAACAUAAUCAGCAAGAAAUUAGUUUUAUCAAUUUUACCUGUGUUACAGAAAUAGAAAAGACUAAUUUAGAUAUUGCUAUCCAUGUGACUUACAAUACUGGUCAGACAGUUGUGGCAUUUCAUAGUCCUUAUUGGAUGGUCAAUAAAACUGGUCGAAUGUUACAGUACAAAGCAGAUGGAAUUCAUCGAAAGCAUCCACCUGAUUAUAAAAAGCCAGUUCUGUUUUCUUUUCAACCAAAUCACUUUUUUAAUAACAAUAAGGUUCAGCUUAUGGUAACUGAUAGUGAAUUGUCAGAUCAGUUUUCAAUUGAUACUGUUGGUAGUCAUGGAGCUGUCAAAUGUAAAGGCCAAAAAAUGGAAUAUCAAGUUGGUGUCACUAUAGACCUCAGCAGUUUUAACAUUACUAGAAUUGUGACAUUUACUCCUUUUUACAUGAUUAAAAACAAAAGCAGAUACCACAUAUCAGUGGCUGAAGAGGGAACUGAUAAAUGGCUCUCUAUUGAUUUGGAGCAGUGUAUCCCCUUUUGGCCUGAGAAUGCUUCUAGUAAGCUUCUUAUUCAAGUUGAAAGGAGUGAAGGUCCUCCCAAAAGGAUAUAUUUUAACAAGCAAGAAAAUUGUAUUUUAUUGCGUCUGGAUAAUGAGCUUGGAGGUAUUAUAGCAGAAGUUAAUUUGGCUGAGCAUUCUACAGUUAUUACAUUUUCAGAUUAUCAUGAUGGAGCAGCUACAUUUCUGUUAAUAAACCACACGAAAAAUCACCUGAUUCAGUACAACCAAAGUUCUCUCAGUGAAAUAGAAGAUUCCCUCCCUCCUGGAAAAGCAGUGUUUUAUACAUGGGCUGAUCCAGUGGGCUCUAGAAAGUUGAAGUGGCGAUGUGGAAAAAGCCAUGGUGAAGUAACACAAAAGGAUGAUAUGAUGACACCUAUACAUUUGGGCAAAAAGACUGUUUAUUUAGUGUCAUUCUUUGAAGGCUUACAACGCAUUAUUUUAUUCACUGAAGAUCCAAGGGUAUUUAAAGUAACAUACGAAAGUGAGAAAGCAGAGUUAGCAGAGCAAGAAAUUGUAUUGGCGUUACAAGAUGUUGGAAUUUCUCUUGUCAACAAUUACACAAAGCAAGAAGUAGCCUAUAUAGGCAUUACAAGUUCUGAUGUGGUUUGGGAGACAAAGCCCAAGAAGAAGGCUCGAUGGAAGCCAAUGAGUAUAAAGCACACUGAGAAGUUAGAGAAAGAAUUUAAGGAAUAUACUGAAUCUUCACCUUCAGAAGAUAAAGUUAUUGAGUUGGACACUAACAUUCCGGUCCGCUUAACACCUAGUGGUAAUAACAUGAAAAUUCUGCAACCUCAUGUAAUAGCUCUACGAAGAAAUUAUCUUCCAGCGUUAAAAGUAGAAUAUAAUACAUCUGCACAUCAGUCAUCAGUCAGAAUUCAAAUUUGCAGAAUACAGAUUCAAAAUCAGAUACAUGGUGCUAUAUUUCCAUUUGUGUUUUAUCCUAUUAGACCUCCAAAGUCGGUCACCAUGGAUUCAGCACCAAAGCCCUUUACAGAUGUCAGUAUUGUCAUGAGAUCUGCAGGACAUUCCCAGAUAUCACGUAUUAAGUAUUUCAAAGUGUUAAUUCAAGAAAUGGAUCUCAGGUUAGAUCUUGGCUUUGUCUAUGCUUUAGCAGACCUUAUGACAGAAGCUAAGGUGACUGAAAAAGCAGAGGUUGAGCUUUUUCAUAAAGAUAUAGAAGCUUUCAAAGAAGAAUAUAAAACAGCUUCAUUAGUAGAUCAAUCACAAGUCAGUCUCUAUGAAUAUUUUCAUAUAUCUCCUAUCAAG